AUGCCAGCCGACGAGUACUCUGUCGGCGGGGGCGGAAAGCUCAAACUAAAAGGCUCUAAAGUAAGCGACGGCCGCAUAGAAAAGAAAAAGAAGAAAGCCAAGAAAAGCAACCCGGAAACCGGCAGCAAGAAAGAAAGCGAGGAUGCUCCUCCGCCUGCGUCUACAUCCCAGGCAGCAGAUGAGAAGGAGAGCUCUACUUCUCUGCCUCAGCCGGAUGAAUCUGAUGCCGGGGUGGGUGUCGUAGCUGCUGGGAAGACAGAGGCGGAGAAGAAGCAUGAGGAGAUGAGGAAGAAGAGGUUACAAGAGCGUCUCAAAAGAGAAGGAGUUAAGACGCAUAAAGAGCGAGUGGAAGAGUUGAACAAAUAUCUCAGUCGACUGAGCGAACAUCACGACAUGCCGAAGAUUGGACCCGGUUAA
Molecule: messenger RNA, 417 nt
Organism: Aspergillus pseudotamarii
Lineage: Eukaryota; Fungi; Ascomycota; Eurotiomycetes; Eurotiales; Aspergillaceae
Exons: 3
Coding region: 1-417 (138 amino acids)
Cellular component (GO): nucleolus
Source: RefSeq, a predicted model, not a curated record